AAGAAGCGUAUCCCCUACCCAGUCCUCAGGGGUUACCAUUACCACGGUCCCCCUUUCAAAGAACCUCGACAGAGACGGGACUAAAAAAAGACAAAGACCGGAGUAAAAAAACUGUGUCCCCCAUCCUGCAACCCGCGAUCCCCCUCGCGGCCCCAAAGGACCCCUUCCCCUCGGCACGUUUUUCCCCCCGGCCCAACAAAUCCACUGGCACUUCUCGUCAGUCGACGACCAAGAGACUCGUACGUACGUGCUGCUUAUGCUGACGUUCGACGACAAUCGCUAGCCCAAGCCACCGAUACUUUAAUAUUUAUCCUUUUUCUGUGAUAUAUACAUACACACACACACAUAUAUGUAAUAUAUAUACGUAUAUACAUAUAUACACACAUACACACAUGUGCACCAAUGCGAUACAUGUUAACACGUGCAAAACGAUACGCUGGGACCGCCGAUUUUUUAGUUUUUUUUUAUUUGUCAUAAAUCCUCAGGAGUGAUCGGCAAAUUUAUCCUUAAAAGCUCCGAAAAUCUUUUCGAGUAAGAAAGUAGUACGACCAACAAUCGCCAGACAAAAGUGACCAAUCGUUUAAUAUUUUUAAUUAAAAAUAUAAUUUUAAACCGAUUUUUUAUUAUUUUUACACGAAAAAGUGUUUCAAAAUUGCGCGAAAAUUUGUUUACAUUCAACACGUGUCCUUGACUUUGGAGCAGUGAGAUCGAUUGGAGGACCUGUUGAUAUUAUUUUACAAAAUUAUUUGAAGAGUUUUAUAAGCUUACAAUCAUCUCUGUGGUUGAUUUUAUUAAUAAAAAAUAAAAUAAUAAAUCGUGAGCUGCAGAAUUUAUUGUAUCGAUCGAGGAGAUUAUUGCUGCUGGAGAUCGAGGAGAAACGAGUGAUAAUAAUAACAAGGCAUUAUAUUUUAUUAAGUGGGAGAAGUAAAUUCAGUGGACAGCUGUGCUGGUACCGGUCGGUCAUCCGGUCUUUGAAAAACACGCCAAGAUACGGGAUGCGUUUUCAACACUAGUUUUUUUUUAUAUUAAAUUAUUUUUUUUUUAAAUAUUAUUUUGAGUCUAUUAUCGAUUAUUGUGAUUGAGGAUUAAAGAUGUAUAAUUUGCUUCGGGGGUUGAGCACAUAUCUAAAAUGGCAGGACAUAAAGACCGACUCAAUGGUGUUUCGGAUGCACAACAUCUUCACCACGGUGUUGCUCCUCAUGUGCUCGAUGAUUAUCACCGCCACCCAGUACGUCGGUAAUCCGAUAUCCUGUAUUGUCGGUAAGGAUCUGCCGAACAAUGUUGUUAAUACUUUUUGCUGGAUUACUUCCACGUUUACUAUGCCUGAUGCGUUUAAUCGUCAGGUUGGCGUAGAAGUAGCACAUCCUGGAGUAUCAAAUGACUUUGGCGAUGCCGGAGCAAGGAAAUACUAUACUUAUUAUCAAUGGGUCUGCUUCGUUUUGUUCUUCCAGGCGAUGUUUUGCUACCUUCCGCACUGGCUGUGGAGUCUUUGGGAAGGUGGACUCGCGAGCACCCUAGUUAUGGGUCUCAAUCAUGGGCUAGAUAAUGAGGAAACGAUAUGCAAGAAGAAAAACACGUUGAUGGACUAUUUGGUGACUCACAUCAAGAGCCACAAUAUGUACGUGUACCGUUAUUUCAUCUGCGAAGUAUUGUGUGUAAUAAACAUCUUUGUCCAAUUAUAUCUAAUGAAUCGUUUCUUUGACGGAGAAUUUAUGAGCUAUGGUCUGCGAGUGCUGCAAUUCUCGGACACACCGCAAGAAGAACGAGUUGACCCGAUGGUCUACGUAUUCCCGCGAGUAACCAAGUGCAUUUUCCACAAGUACGGAGCCUCUGGAACGAUCCAGACCCAUGAUUCGCUCUGCAUCCUGCCGUUGAAUAUCGUCAACGAGAAAACUUACAUCUUCAUCUGGUUCUGGUACAUAAUCCUCUCGAUCUUCUUGGUCGGGCUGAUGAUCUACCGCGCCGGGCUCAUUUUCUUGCCCUCAGUUCGGCCCUACGUACUCAAGUACUCCGGAAGAUUGCUGUCGAUCGAGACCUGCUCGAACAUCAGCAAAAAAUUGGACCUCGGGGACUGGUGGCUGCUCUACAUUUUGCAAUCAAACAUGGACUCGCUUGUUUAUCGCGAGUUGCUCGAAGAGCUCACUAAGAAAGUCGGCAGCCAUAUGUCGCAGCCAGUUAAUCAAUAGUUUCUUUUAGUUUAGUUUUUAUUUAAAUGUCAUUAUCAUUAUAAUUAGUUAAAAUUUUAUUUUGAAAAUUUUUAUUUUAAUAUUGCGUCUCUGGUAAUUAAAAUUAUUUGAAAAUUUUGAAUUUUUUAUGAUGGUACUACUAACAUAAAAAAUUUUAAUUAAAAAAAAAUAAUAAUUUGAAAUAUUUAGUUUCAAUUUUAGAAGAAAUUUUUUGACCAAAAAUUUCAUAAAAUUUUCAACAAGAGACGUAACAUUUAAAUUAAAUUUCAAUCUCUAGUGAUAACCGAAGAAAUUUUUUUAUCUUUACAAUUAUAAAAAGACAAUUAAUAUGUGAUUUAUAUUAUAUUAAUCUAACACUGAUAUUAACAAUGACCAAUUAUUUUAAAGAUUAAUUAAAUAAAUGUAUACGACAUAAUCAUAUGGUCAUAUAUUGCAUUUCUGUAAUAUGGUCACAUAUAUAUUUAAUUAAAAAAGAACAAUUAUUAUGACUAAAAAAAAAUUAUUUUCAAAUUUUACAAGACUUGGAUUUUUACGAUUUAUCUAUUUUAUAUAUUUUUUUUGAUAAAAUUUUAUACGCUCAGAAUCAUGUCAUGUAUCGGAUGUUUGUGAAAUAAAUUAAUCGAAAAGAAUUUUUACUGAGAAGAAAUCGAUUUCUUUUGACUGCUCAACAAUUAUUUGUAUAUUCCCGGUGGUUAAAAUAAUGUAUGGAAUGUUUUAUUGUAAUAAAUGUUAUAUUUAAAAUAAAACGACAAAUGAAUAUUUUACAUGACAGGGAGACUGAGACUGAGAUAAAUUAAUGUUAUUGAAGCCACGAGAUUAAAGGCUGUUUAUUAAUAAACAAAGUAAAUUGAAUAAAAUGAAAUACUGUAAUUUCAAGAACAAUUGUGUACAAUAAUUAAAAUUUCAUCGAGGAUUCGAUGGUUGUGAUACAGUAAUGUAUUUUUGAAUUGAAUGGUUAUUAAAUUUUUGAGAUUUUUAGUCCAGUGGUCUAUAGGUAGUUUUUAUUAUUUAGUAAUUAAUGCUUAAGCAUAAGUCAUGUAUAAGAUUUUUAUUUUAAGAGAGAUAAAUAAUGAAGAAUGUAUUGUAUUAAUUAUUUACUAAA
Cotesia glomerata is the source of this 3288-nucleotide messenger RNA. It is a transcript of the gene ogre, whose product is annotated as innexin inx1. NCBI's taxonomy places the organism in Eukaryota, Metazoa, Arthropoda, Insecta, Hymenoptera, Braconidae. The transcript is spliced from 4 exons. The record is from RefSeq and is a predicted model, not a curated record. Gene Ontology annotation, cellular component: gap junction; plasma membrane. Gene Ontology annotation, molecular function: gap junction channel activity. The coding region runs from base 1092 to 2186 and encodes 364 amino acids.